CUGGAGUUUAUGAUGUCAUCUGGAAUGUCUCAGAGCUUUGAUAUGACCUAUUAGGUCAUAGCUAUGUCACUUUUUCUACUCUAUUUUCUUCUGCGUAUCUUCUGUCAUUCCUGCAAAUUUGAAAUGUUUUGUUUGAGCCAAUCUCAGCCAUUUGAUAUCAGACAAGACAGUAACUGAAUUGUGUUCAUGAAACAUCACUCUACCUUGUUUUGGUGGCUAUUGUCACACUCCUAUUGUUGUGUGUGUGUGUGUCUGGCGGAGUGUGUGUGUGUGUGUUUGUCUGGCGGAGUGUGUGUUUGUCUGGCGGAGUGUGUGUUUGUCUGGCGGAGUGUGUGUUUGUCUGGCGGAGUGUGUGUUUGUCUGGCGGAGUGUGUGUUUGUCUGGCGGAGUGUGUGUGUUUGUCUGGCGGAGUGUGUGUGUUUGUCUGGCGGAGUGUGUGUGUUUGUCUGGCGGAGUGUGUGUGUUUGUCUGGCGGAGUGUGUGUGUUUGUCUGGCGGAGUGUGUGUGUUUGUCUGGCUGUGUGUGUGUGUUUGUCUGGCUGUGUGUGUGUGUUUGUGUGUGUGUGUGUGUGUUGUGUGUGUGUGUGUUUGUCUGGCGGUGUGUGUGUGUGUUUGUCUUUGUGUGUGUGUGUGUGUGUGUUUGUCUGCGGAGUGUGUGUGUGUGUGUGUUUGUCUGGCGGAGUGUGUGUGUGUUUGUCUGUGUGUGUGUGUGUUUGUCUGGCGGAGUGUGUGUGUGUGUGUGUGUUUGUCUGGCGGAGUGUGUGUGUGUGUGUUUGUCUGGCGGAGUGUGUGUGUGUGUGUGUUUGUCUGGCGAGUGUGUGUGUGUUUGUGUGUGUGUGUGUGUGUGUGUGUUUGUCUGGCGGUGUGUGUGUGUGUGUGUGUUUGUCUGUGUGUGUGUGUUUGUGUGUGUUUGUCUGUGUGUGUGUGUUUGUCUGGCGGAGUGUGUGUGUGUGUUUGUCUGUGUGUGUGUGUGUGUGUUUGUCUGGCGGAGUGUGUGUGUGUGUUUGUCUGUGUGUGUGUGUUUGUUUGUCUGGCGGAGUGUGUGUGUGUG
This is a messenger RNA of Oncorhynchus nerka (sockeye salmon), 1050 nucleotides long. Its product is annotated as keratin-associated protein 5-1-like. The record is from RefSeq and is a predicted model, not a curated record. Lineage: Eukaryota; Metazoa; Chordata; Actinopteri; Salmoniformes; Salmonidae. The annotation marks the transcript as partial. The transcript has 6 exons.